UAUUGAGCAUUAUUUUUGUAACACAUUAUUUUAUUAGAUUCGAAUAUUAUUUUUGAAUAAGAUUAACGUAAUAACUCACAUUUCUUGAGUUAAACUAGUUAUACUAUACUGCACAACCGGAUCAUUUCAUGGAAGACGCCGGAGAUGAGUCCGUCGGAGCCGGCAGCUGGGAAAAAUGGACGGCGGCUAGCGUAAUUCAAUUAGGCACUGGUAUAUAUUCGUAUCGUAAAGUUCGAUCCGGCGAGUGCCGUCUUAUGCCACUCAAAGCUUUCGGCAUCGCUUCUCUCUUCGUCGGCGCCGGAUUUACCUCUCUUUUCGCCCUUGUUACUGCCAAUGGCAUUCACUCGGUCAACGAUUUCGUGAAAGUUGGGGCGAAUAUAAGAUCAUCACUAGGGGCACGGCCAAGGACACAAAACGAAAGAUCUUGACAUGGUUCUAGAAAUUAUUUGAACUCAUGUGUAUUCAUGAGAAACCUCAGUACUUAGACGAGUAGUUGCAAGAAUAGAGAAAAAUGAUGUUCACAGUUUCCGGGAAGAAUACAUAUAGCGUGGGAAAAUAGAUUUUUUUGUCACCGAACUUAUUAUGGUUUUAGAAACUUGCCACUCAACUAAUUUUUUUCCCUUUUUA
Molecule: messenger RNA, 627 nt
Organism: Daucus carota subsp. sativus
Lineage: Eukaryota; Viridiplantae; Streptophyta; Magnoliopsida; Apiales; Apiaceae
Exons: 3
Coding region: 129-428 (99 amino acids)
Source: RefSeq, a predicted model, not a curated record